AUGGGAAGUUCAUGUUUACCUCCAGGAUUUAGAUUUCAUCCAACUGAUGAAGAGCUCAUAGGCUAUUAUUUAAAUAGAAAAGUAAAAGGUCUCGAGAUCGAACUCGAAGUUAUUCCUGUUAUCGAUUUAUACAAAUUCGAUCCUUGGGAGUUACCAGAUAAAUCUUUUCUUCAGAACAGAGAUAUGGAAUGGUUCUUUUUCUGUUCAAGGGACAAAAAGUAUGCAAACGGUUCUCGAACCAAUAGAGCUACAAAUGCCGGUUAUUGGAAAGCAACCGGAAAAGAUCGGAAAAUUACUUGUAAAUCAUCACGGGGAUUAAUCGGAUACCGAAAAGCCCUAGUUUUCUAUGAAGGCCGUGCUCCAUUAGGCAAUAGAACUAAUUGGUUUAUGCAUGAAUAUCGUCUAUGCGACGAUGAUCUUUCGCAAAAAUCACCAAACUUCAAGGGAGCUUUCGUGUUAUGUCGUGUAGUUAAGAAAAAUGAACUCAAGACCAAUUCGAAAACGUUAAAAAACAAAAGCGAACAAGCAAUUGGUUCAGGUUACUCUAGCCUCGCAAACUCCCCUUGUCGCGAUGAAACGACGCAGUUUCAUUCGUUCAACCCUUCUUCUACCACAAGUGACUCUUCUAGCAUUUGGAUUUCUCCUGAUUUCAUCCUUGAUUCGUCAAAGGAUUAUCCUCAAAUUCAGGAAGUUGCUUCUGAGUACUUUCCCAACUAUCAUUUUCCAGUCACAUCUCAGGAAUUUCCGGCUAGUUCUUCUUAUUUGAACGUUGAUCAGGACAUUGAUCAAUCAGUUCAUCAAACCGGUUAUUGGACAAAUUAUGAAUACCACCAAACUGGUUCAUUCGAUUACUCAAACCUUUUCUAG
Messenger RNA from Arabis nemorensis, 867 nucleotides. The record is from the annotation of a GenBank genome assembly. NCBI's taxonomy places the organism in Eukaryota, Viridiplantae, Streptophyta, Magnoliopsida, Brassicales, Brassicaceae.